Messenger RNA from Gigantopelta aegis, 1416 nucleotides. RefSeq names its product kinetochore protein Spc24-like. The transcript is spliced from 5 exons. The coding region runs from base 165 to 773 and encodes 202 amino acids. NCBI's taxonomy places the organism in Eukaryota, Metazoa, Mollusca, Gastropoda, Neomphalida, Peltospiridae. The record is from RefSeq and is a predicted model, not a curated record.
CGACGGGAAAACAGUCAAAUAUUUUGGCGGAAGUUUUGAAAUGCAGUCAAUUUGUGUUUUGAAAAAUUGAUGCCUUUCCUUCGGCAUUGCUGAAUGCUGAUCCAGAUUGCAAGGGUUGCCUGGUGUGUAACCUGUAUGAUCCAGUGCUUGUCCUUUCAAUCACCAUGAAUGACGAUUAUGCCUCAGCGAUUCUUGUCAGCAAUGAAUUGUUGACCAUCCUGUCUGCAGAAGAUGAUGAGCUGAAACUUCUGGAAGAACUUGCAGCCAUUCAAGAUGAAAUAAAAAAACUGAGGGCAGACCGGAUAGCUGCCAUCAAAAGAGAUAUCCAAGGUCUGCUGGAGCAGCAGGACCUCGCUGAUGAUGAUGAGACGGGUGGGGGUGGUGGCUUGCUGUCUCUGAAUGCCAUUGAGUCGGAGAUCGCCGUGCUUGAGGACCAGGUGAAGGCAACGAGGCAGCACGUGUCGAGCACGGAGGAAGAGUGCCAGCAGCUCGCCAGUGUGUUGAACAAAGCCAUUGCCCAGCAGAAGAAGCUGAGGCAGAAACGCGAACAGAUUAAAAAUGAUGCUGGCAUAUCCCUGCCAAAAGCAAGAUACGACGUCAAUUUGUACAGCAAUAUCAGCAACAUCCGCUGGCGGUACGACUGUGGACCAGAUGAAGUUAGUGGCUAUGUCUGCAAGAAAAAUGAUGUGAAGCCGUUUUCCAUUGACACAAAGCAGGUGUCACACUUUUUCUUGGUGAAUUAUUUAUGGGACCUGAUGGACGAAGGUGAAUGAUAGAUCAAAUGACCAAAUCAUCAUCAGUUUUUAAAUGAUAGAUUUAUGAAGUUUCCUGUUCGACAUCUUCAUCAACUGUCACUGCUACCUGGGAAGUUUAAUUCAUUGACAAUGACCAAAUCAAAAUCAGUUUUUAAAUGUUAAGAUCUGUGAAGUUUCCUGUUCGACAUUUUCAUCAACUGUCACUGCUUCCUGGGAAGUUCAAUUCAUUGACAAUGACCAAAUCAUCAUCAGUUUUUAAAUGAUAGAUAUGUGAGGUUUCCUGUUCGAUAUCUUCUUCAACUGUUACUGCUAAGUUUAAUUCAUUGACAAUGGCCAAAUCAUCCAUCUGUAAAUGAUAGAACAUUGAUGUAACCUGUCCGACAUUUUUAUCAGAUGUCAUUUCAACUUGGAACAUCAUCCGUUUUGAAAACGCCAUGUUUUAUGGAUGUCAACAUUUUAUGACAUUUCAUAGCAAUGAUUCUACAAGUGUUCUUAGUGAGCUGAAGAAUGUUGUUUUGACAAGUAAAAUUUGAUAUGGACUGAACAUUUGAAUUUUUUUUAUCAUGUCUCAUUCUUUCAGUUAUACCAGUGAAAUAUUGGAUCUUCAUUAUAUGGAAUUCUUCAUUAUAGGGAAUAAGAAUACAUUUUAUCCAGUAAAACA